AUGCCGCUGCAGGACGACACCCUCCGAGAGGUGUGGGCCUCCGACAGGUCCGGAAGGCACCCCCACACACACCUGGACCCUGGGGGGCCAGAGGCAUGGGUGGGGAGGCGGGUAGGAAAAGGGGAGGCAGACCCUCAUUCCUUUGCUACCCUCAGCGGGCACGAGGAGGAAGGCCAGAGCCCGGAGGUCCAGCGGCGCCCCAAGCAGCGGCCCGCCCGGGGGCCGAAGUUGAGGAAGAAGAAGACGGAAGCCCCUGAGUCCCCCUGCCCCACGGCAUCCAAGCCCCGGAGACCGGGCGGCGGGCGGGGGGCCGAGCCCGGGGGCGCCCCCCAGGCCGGGCGGAGGGGGAGGCCGCGGGAGGAGCCCGCCCCGGGGUCGGCCGAGGUCCCCGCGCCGCCGACCGUCUACACCAGGUUCCUCAGGGACCCCGAAGCCAAGAAGCGCGACCCCCGGGAAACCUUCCUGGUGGCCCGCGCGCCGCACGCGGAGGACGAGGAGAGUAUUUUCCCUGAACAGGACUGCCAAACCCCCAGCAGUCCCCACCUCCAGCUCACUCUCCUGACUGUAGGCCCCCCCCAAGACUUGGGUGUCACCCCCAUUCUUCUCCUGUUCCUGUUCCAGAAGGGGAGUCUCCCACCCCUGCCGCUCAUUUACCCUCUCUGGGCAAUUGAGGGACGCGGCUCCCCAGAUAGGGGGGCCUACCCCAGCCCCCAUUGUGAAGAGUUUCUCCCUACAGAGGAUGAAGAAGAGGAGGAGGACGAUGAAGAUGGAGAGGAGGAAGAAAAGAGAGAGAAAAUCCCUCUGCCUCCCAAGAAGCCCCCUAAAGAGAAGGCUUCUGCAGACACCAACGGGAGGCGGGCUAAGGCCCAGGCCCCGAAGGGGGACCUGGGGAGCCCUGUCCCCCCGAGGAAACCUCUGCGCAGUAAGAAGAAGGAGGCACUGGCGGGGGAAGGGACCAAGACGAGAAAGACGAAGAAGAAAGGGGCUGGGGAGGCUGACAAGGACCCCUCAGGGAGCCCGGCCGGAGUGAGGAAGAAGACCCCAGCAGCCAUGUUUCUGGUUGGAGAAGACGGCCCAGCUGAGAAGGCUCCCAAGAAGAAAGGCACUCCCAAAGCCUCAGAAGACAGGAAGGAGGAAGAGGAAGAGGAGGAAGAGGGGGCAGCUGUGGUGACCACGAACAGCAAUCCGAAGGGCAAGGCGAAAGGAAAAGGCAAAAAGAAAGCGAAGGAGGAGAGGGCUCCGUCCCCACCUGUGGAAGUGGAUGAACCCCGGGAAUUCGUGCUUCGGCCCGCCCCCCAGGGCCGGACAGUGCGCUGCCGGCUGACCCGGGACAAGAAGGGUAUGGAUCGGGGCCUGUAUCCCUCCUACUUCCUGCACCUGGACACGGAGAAGAAGGUGUUCCUCUUGGCUGGCAGGAAACGGAAGAGGAGCAAGACGGCCAAUUACCUCAUCUCCAGUGACCCUACCAAUCUGUCCCGAGGAGGGGAGAAUUUCAUCGGGAAGCUGAGGUCCAACCUCCUGGGGAACCGCUUCACCGUCUUCGACAGCGGGCAGAACCCGCAGCACCGCGGAGGCGGCGCGGACGUGGCGAGCCUGCGGCAGGAGCUGGCGGCCGUGAUCUACGAGACCAACGUGCUGGGCUUCCGAGGUCCCCGGCGCAUGACCGUCAUCAUUCCGGGCAUGAAUGCGGACAACCAGAGGGUCCCCAUCCGGCCCCGAAAUGCCAGCGAUGGGCUGCUGGUGCGCUGGCAGAACAAGACCCUGGAGAGCCUCAUCGAGCUGCACAACAAGCCACCUGUCUGGAACGAGGACAGCGGCUCCUACACCCUCAACUUCCAAGGCCGAGUCACCCAGGCCUCGGUCAAGAACUUCCAGAUUGUCCAUGCCGACGACCCCGACUACAUCGUGCUGCAGUUCGGCCGCGUGGCCGAGGACGCCUUCACCCUGGACUACCGGUACCCGCUGUGCGCCCUGCAGGCCUUCGCCAUAGCCCUCUCCAGUUUCGACGGGAAGCUGGCCUGCGAGUGACCCGAGCAGCCCCCCGGCGCCCCCAGAGCCUGCCGGGGUGGGGCAAAGGAUUCCGUGGAGGCUCGCCAGAGUCCCUUCACCAAAGCCCCCACGGAAGACUCCUCCCCUGUCGGGGGGCUGACCCCUCACGGUCUCCGGAUGACCUCCAUCCACUCCCCAGCCUGGCACAGGAGGCAGGGGAGUAGCUCAGACGGCGGGUCGGACGGAGAUGAAGAACAUCUGGAGUUGGAGCCGCACAUCUGGUCGCGGAGCCAGCCUGCGCCGCUUCCCCAGCCCCCGCCCCCUGCCCCGCGCCCCAGCCACUUCCUGUCCAGGAGCAGUAGUCAGUGUUGUCUUAACCCCCUCUGGGACCGUGCUAGGGCUCCGAGGAGCUGGGGCGGGCUCGGAGGAGGGGGUAGGUGAUGAGAGACGAGGGCCGGGUACCCACAUCCCCAAUAAAACCGCGUCCUAGGCCCA
Equus quagga is the source of this 2484-nucleotide messenger RNA. RefSeq names its product TUB like protein 1 (gene TULP1). Bases 1 to 2028 code for a protein of 675 amino acids. The record is from RefSeq and is a predicted model, not a curated record. Gene Ontology annotation, cellular component: cilium. The transcript has 14 exons. Lineage: Eukaryota; Metazoa; Chordata; Mammalia; Perissodactyla; Equidae. Gene Ontology annotation, molecular function: actin filament binding. Gene Ontology annotation, biological process: protein localization to cilium.